GCCGAGUAAAGGUGCCUGUGGGCGGACUACAGAGCACCGUGGAGUCCCGGUGUUUUCAGCGGUUUUUACAUUUAAACUCAGCCGAGUAAAGGUGCCUGUGGGCGGACUACAGAGCACCGUGGAGUCCCGGUGUUUUCAGCGGUUUUUACAUUUAAACUCAGCUGAGUAAUGGUGCUUGUGGGCGGACUACAGAGCACCGUUGAGUCCCGGUGUUUUCAGCGUUUUUUACAUUUAAACUCAGCCGAGUAAAGGUGCCUGUGGGCGGACUACAGAGCACCGUGGAGUCCCGGUGUUUUCAGCGGUGGUUACAUUUAAACUAAGCCGAGUAAAGGUGCCUGUGGGCGGACUACAGAGCACCGUGGAGUCCCGGUGUUUUCAGCGGCGGUUACAGUUACCGACGGAGCUGUUUGAGUGUGACACCUCAACAUGGAGCCAGAAGACAGAAUCACACCGAGCCGCGAAAACUGCGUUUAUACCAGCUGUUACUGUGAGGAGAACAUCUGGAAGCUGUGUGAGUUUGUCAGAGCGGAGAAAACCGCACCGCUGGAACAUCUGUUCGUGGUUUUCAUCUCAAAUGAGAACAGAACGGUUCCUCUGUGGAAGCAGAAGUCUGGCCGAGGAGACCAGCCGGUGAUCUGGGACUACCACGUCAUCCUGCUGCAGGUGGGACCUCAUGUUUCUUCUUCUGUGUUGUAUGAUCUGGACUCUGAGCUGGAGUUUCCAUGCAGCCUGAAGCAGUACGCAGCUAAGGCCCUACGGUCAGACACACACAUCAGAGCCCAGUACCACAGGAAGUUGCGUGUGGUCCCCGCUGACAGCUUCCUGUUGAACUUUGCGUCCGACCGCUCUCACAUGAAGAACUCUGAUGGGUCCUGGAAGAUGCCCCCCCCAGCCUACCCCCCCAUUCACACCGCAGAGAGUCAGAUGAACCUGGAUGACUUCAUCAGCAUGAGUCCUGCUGUCGGCUGGGGGGAAGUCUUCAGUCUGGACCGCUUCCUGCAGACACACCUGGCCCACUGAUGCAUUCUGGGAAGUCUUCAGUCUGGACCGCUUCCUGGAGACACACCUGGCCCACUGAUGCAUUCUGGGAAGUCUUCAGUCUGGACCGCUUCCUGCAGACACACCUGGCCCACUGAUGCAUUCUGGGAAGUCUUCAGUCUGGACCGCUUCCUGCAGACACACCUGGCCCACUGAUGCAUUCUGGGAAGUCUUCAGUCUGGACCGCUUCCUGGAGACACACCUGGCCCACUGAUGCAUUCUGGGAAGUCUUCAGUCUGGACCGCUUCCUGCAGACACACCUGGCCCACUGAUGCAUUCUGGGAAGUCUUCAGUCUGGACCGCUUCCUGGAGACACACCUGGCCCACUGAUGCAUUCUGGGAAGUCUUCAGUCUGGACCGCUUCCUGCAGACAAACGUGGACGCUGCUGCUGCUUCAUCAUAGUCCGUCCAGUCUCUCACGCCACUGAUGCAUUCUGGGACAGGGGACUAAAUCUCUGGGUUGUUUACAUUUCUUUAACCAAUCACCGUGCUAAAGAAAAGGACUUGUCUUCUUCUGUUACUGCCAAACUAACUGAGGGGGGUGUUACUCACAGCAGCAGAUGGACUCUCCCAAACUAAAUAUCCCAGCUGGUGGAGGGGUGGGGGGCAGCAGA
Molecule: messenger RNA, 1652 nt
Organism: Perca fluviatilis (European perch)
Lineage: Eukaryota; Metazoa; Chordata; Actinopteri; Perciformes; Percidae
Gene: ntaq1
Product: WDYHV motif containing 1
Exons: 7
Coding region: 427-1020 (197 amino acids)
Cellular component (GO): nucleus; cytosol
Molecular function (GO): protein-N-terminal glutamine amidohydrolase activity; protein-N-terminal asparagine amidohydrolase activity
Source: RefSeq, a predicted model, not a curated record